UACCUUUAAAUUGCACAUUAUAAGGACAAGAUUCUUUAGAGUAAGCAAGAUCCGUAACGUACCUAGCGUGCAGAAGCAUGAAAAACAAGAAGAAAAAUGCCAUCUCUGGUGUCGAGUUCCUUAGAUUCGUUCUUGCGACAAUCCGGAGCUAAAGACAAGUUUUUCGUCUAGGAUGAUAAAAGUUUCAGGAACAGUCCAGCGCGGUUGCUCAAAACUGCAGCGAUUGAGUGUGACAACGAUCGGCUGUAGCAGUGUAUCUGAUGUGACGUAAAGACGUGGGAAAGGGUACAUUGGUCUCCGAUUCCAGACAGGUAAAGUGUACGCAUGCAAGCUAAGCACUGCGAAAUGGUGUGGUCUGGUUUCUGUCGCUAAACUCCGUCACCAAGCGGUGGAGGGCCCUUUUUACUACAACGGCUGCCUAUUACGUUCCGACAACGACAUGACCCAGAAGGUACGCAUCGGAACGGAAGAAAUGGAUUCCGAAGAAAUCAACCGACGCUUUCCGGGGCUGAGACUGAAGGUUCCUUGCAGCGCGAAGUGUGGUGUUAGUGGCGAAGACGGUUUCAGCAUUUCGACGUCCAUCUGUCACAUCUUCCAGAAUCUGUCCCGUUGGAAUUGCGUCCUGGGGCACGUCGGCUUGCAGUUGCGAGAACUCCGCGGUCCCGGAAAGCUCUCCCUGGUGCGGGUCGCCUACAGGGGCCAGGGCGGCUGCAUGCUACAAGAACGGAGCCAUCACGCCCGGAUUCUCAUUCGCGUCCUCCUGGUGCAGCACAGAUGCGUCGAGAGCCUACACGUGGACGACGCCCUCGUGGAAGGUAGUGGACUCGGCGAGUUCCGGGAGUGCGUCGUCUCGACGUUUCGGGAAAACACGAGCCUACGGACCUUGAUUCUCGGGAGCCUCUUCAGCGAGUACAGGAGCAUCCGAGAAGAACUGUUCGAAGCGAUUGCCACCAUGACGAACCUGUGCGAGCUGGCCGUAUUAGGCAGCGCCGCAGGGCCAUUGGUCGUUCUUGACGCGGUUUGUAAGAUUCUCGUGGACACCACGUGUCUCGCCACUCUGACGAUUCCUCGACUCGUUUACGACGACGGAAGCGCGACUCGCCUGAUCGCAGCGCUCCAACGCAACAAUACCGUACAGAACCUGUCUCUGCACGUCAGCGUCAUGCAUUCGUAUAUGCAGAACGGAAUUCCAAGGUUCUCCCACUUUCUGGCCAACAGCACUCAACUGGCUUCGCUGAGCGUGGAAGGUGCGGACACGGAUCCCGUAAGCACGUUCCAACACAUCAAGUGUAUCGUUGCGCCGUUCCGAAUUCGCGGCAACCUGCAGAAGCUCCGACUAACAGGCUUCCUGUUAGGCGCUCAUUGCGCGUGCCUGUUCGCUGCCCUCGUGUACGGAAAAAAAGUGUGCCUCAAGAGUUUGGACAUAGGCGGCUGCCGCUGGAGACCGAAGUCACGGUUACAACGAACGCGCGACGCUGAACCUAGUGAGGACGAACAAUUGGGUCGACCCACGAUCGCGCACCGCAGCUGUCGCUGGAUUCAGGCGUUCGACCCCACUACGCGAGUGCAACUCUCGUUUAUGGCCUUGAGCUUUGAGGGACUCGAGCCGGAAGACCUGCGGCUUCUACUCAAAGCCGCCCUUAGCGUGGAACCUCUCAAAACCAUCUCGUUAAGAGGCGUGCCACUGGACAAACUGAAGACAGUUUGCCGAGCGAUCCGGGAGACUGGAAUGAGCGGACGAGUCUCUAUUGAAGGUACCUACCUCAUCGACUCUUCCGGACUAUAUGAUCUUGUGGACUAUCCGGAAGCGUUGUCUAAGGUAGCAGUCAGGUUUUUCCCCGAGCAGACUCCGAGGGCGUUUGAAAACGCGGUCCGCCUGGCGUGCUGCUGGCAUCGGGUCACCAUUCUCACCCUCAGCUUGGCGCAGAGCAUCCUUCUGAAUGGAUAUACGUUUCGCGCACUGUGCAAAUGCUUGAACACCAACAACUCACUGAGGGCGCUGUCGCUGAACGGAUGUGACGAUCCGGAUCUGAGCCGUAGUCCUCGAUUGGCAGGUCACCCUUACAGCUUACUCCUCGAUAUGAUCUUCAAGAACACGACAAUCCAAGCACUGCGCCUAAACGGGCUUCGUAUGGGCAGGGAGGACCUACGUUUCUUCGUUGCUGGAGUAGUCGCCAGCAAGAGCUUGUGCGAGCUCGCCUUCGUAUCCUGUGACCCCGCCGAAAACGACAUGUUUCUUAAACUGCUCGCCCCCAUAUUCCACCGAAAUCAGACCAUCUCUUACGUGCGUCUCCUGGAAUCUACGGACUGCGCAAGGGACGACUGGCUCGUAAUCGAAAACGUAAUCGGCCGCAACAUGGGACUCCUGACGUGCGCGUCUCACUAUUUCGUGGGCAAGGACUACUCGCCGCGCUGCGACGCUGCCCUCGCUGUCGUCUUCGGUACUAACGCCCUCAUGAAGAGAGUCGAGGAACUCGUAAAUGACGACGAAACCACGAACCACUUUCGAAGAAGUUGUGGAGUCUAGACCCGUCCGUGGGAAGUUUCGGGGGGAGCCACAUCUUUUAGCAAGCUUAAUAAGACGAAGAGGACAACAAUGUUCUCUGAUAUCAUACAUAUCGUUUUAUCAGUGACCAUUGCGCACUCGGUCAGCUAUCAGUCUAUCGGCGCUGUUUUUAAGCGGUCCGUUGUGUGCACUGACGUAGUCAUUGAGGCAAAAAGAAACGAAACGUGAGGAUUAGGUUAUUUUGUAAACCUGUUUCGUUACCACAAGAUGCGGCACAAAUUUGCCAUUAGUAUUGCAUGUUAUGUUCAUAGGUGCAUCUUAGUUCUAAAUUCUGUGCUCAUAUUCAUCACCAUUACUGCUUUUACAUUGUUCUUGGACUCGAAAGAACUUUUUUAUGUUUGGCGAUGCCUCACAUUUUAACAAAAUCUUCGAAAUAAACUGCGUUCUCAAAAUCUACGUGCUUC
Molecule: messenger RNA, 2970 nt
Organism: Rhipicephalus sanguineus (brown dog tick)
Lineage: Eukaryota; Metazoa; Arthropoda; Arachnida; Ixodida; Ixodidae
Exons: 2
Coding region: 440-2527 (695 amino acids)
Source: RefSeq, a predicted model, not a curated record